This is a messenger RNA of Cyanidioschyzon merolae strain 10D, 1623 nucleotides long. RefSeq lists its product as hypothetical. Bases 1 to 1623 code for a protein of 540 amino acids. Lineage: Eukaryota; Rhodophyta; Bangiophyceae; Cyanidiales; Cyanidiaceae. The transcript has a single exon. The record is from RefSeq and is a predicted model, not a curated record.
AUGGAUAGUGUCAUACGUGCAUCGACACCUGGUAACGCAACACCGACGGACGCAAGUCUGGUGUCCUUUUUUCACGAGUACCCACGCAUCAUCGGUGCGAGUAACGACUUUCAGGUAACCGUAGGAUACUUUGCUGGGAUUGGGUAUACUGCGAUACCUUAUUUGGCUGUUGCGCUAUUUUUCCUUAUUGUUGGUGUAGUCUUCGUUUGUGUCCCUUGGCGUGUGUUGCUCUGCUUACCUCGACGACGGCCUCGUCCGCUGGUCUCCGCUCCCGAGCCCGCAACCUUCUUCUACGCGAAAAAGGUAGCGUCCGAUGAGAAAAGUCCCGAUCUUUUUUCUGAGGAAGACACGAGUACAGAACCAUCAGCACCUGUACUAGACGAGGAAAUAUCAACGGUGGCAGCGGAGACAGCUCCUCCAGCUUCUAACGGUUGUCGGUUUCUCCCUCCGCCGCUGUGCGCCGUGUACCCGGUGAGCGCAACGAUCGGACUCGUGCUCAUGGCAGGUGCAGCUGCCGUUGCUCUUGCAGGUGUGAUCGUCUCUCACCAGACCCUGGACGAUACGCUCGGUGUGGUGCGCGGGGGAUCCCACGCGGUACGCCUCGAGGGCCGUGCCGUUGUCUCCCUCUACACGAACGCUUCGGGGGAGCUUCAGAGCCUGGUGACGAGUUUGGAGUCGGUGGUGAGCUCGAGUUCGCUUUCGGGGCUGAACUUUAGCGAUAUACCAGCUCAGGCGAGGAGCAUCUACCGCGACGUGGCGAACGUUCUGAACAGUCUCGACAGUGGCUUGGGAUCGGUGAAUCUCGCAGAAUCGAUCCACUUCGGUUUGAUGUUGGCCUGUGCGAUUGUGCUUUUGGUGUUGGCUUUCUUGACUGCUGCGGCAUUCUACUUGUCAAACCGUUUUGCGAUCCGGAGCGCUUCCGUGGAAACCGCACGAGUCCAUUCGGAUGACCCGGUUACACUGAAUCAGAGAAGGUCUCGGUGGACGAAAUGGUUCCUGCGAAUCACGCUCCUGGCUCCAGUCUUGUUUGCAGCGCUUUCUUGGGUAGGUCUGGGCGCCUCUGUUGUCUACGGUGUGCUCAAUGGGGACCUCUGCUCGGCCGCGAGUGCACGCCAGGUACAGUUGCUUCGCGGUGAGAACAUUCAUGGGGAAACUGGUGGUCCCGAUCACAUAUCGUCUCACUCGCUAGACCAUUUGAUCUACUGUCCUGCUGUAACCAGCCUCACGCAUGUCUUGGAUGAACAACAGAGAGAUCUGGACAAAGUCUCAACUGCGCUGGAGCCGCUGCUGCAUCACAACAUCACACUGCAGAAUUACAAACAAGUUAUUCAGGACUUUGAAUCCACCGGAGGGUUCCGCGCGACGCUCCUCCACGGCGUUCUGACUGAGGGCGAACACAUUCUUGACAUGUUGAGCAACGGAACGCAAAUUCUGGAGCAGUGGCGAGCCUGUGGACCCGUCCUGAACAUUUUAGCGGAUGCGCUGCAGGAGCAGUGUAACAGCGGAAUUCAAGCGGCCCUGUUGGCUUUUAUUGGUUUCAUUCUUUGUGUUGUCUUUGGGUCGAUUCUUCUGUUUUACAUUGUCGGCUGCAGCAAAGCACAGAAUCAGGCGCUUGGUCUCUGA